AUAGAAUACUUCAGAUGGCAUACUCUUAAUCCUCGGCACGAGGAAUGGGCGAUAGAGAUGUAAAACAUUAGCCGAUAGCAAGUAUGAGGGGGCCCGAUGACCCACUCCUGCGGUGUGAGAGGUCUGAAGUGGAGUUGAUGUAAUGAACUAGUGACGACAUAAGAAAAAUCACUACGUGAUUGUGCGGGAAGAGUAAAGUGAGAAUAAUUCGGCUUGAAGAUCCAACGAAUGCAUUUCGAUAUAUUCAGUCUUGCCCGAGGCAAGGGCAGUCUCAUACAUUAGACAGUUCGCAGUUGAUGCCUCACUAUAGGGAAUGGUAGUAGGAGGCCGUCCGUCACGUCGUGUUCUAGAAUUUUUGCAUGCUGAGGCUUACGUAAGGAGUUGUCACGCUUGCCUGCAGCGACAUCAAUGCGUUGUGCCUUGUUAAUCCUGCUAGCCAACUUCGCGUUCUUUAGGCACUCAUUUGCUAUUGAUGUACAAGGCAGUAUAGCUUGGAAUACACACUGCCCAGAUAUAGCUUCUCUCCAUCCUCAACCAAAGAUUGUUCUAGAUGGAGGGCGCUACUCAGCUAGAGUACGGAAAGAUGGCGGAUUUACCUUUUUUAACGUCGAACCUGGUGCCUACCUCCUUGAAGUGCUGGCUAGGGAUCAUGUCUUCGAUCAGCUGCGGGUUGACAUCCUUGACGAGUCGUUAUUGUCGCAAGAUUUGGGGACCACACCUGCAGAGGAAAAUGUGCCUGCGUCUCUAAGCGUCCAAGUACGACCGUUUCUCCCUGGGACCCCAUUUUCUCCCUCCCCGCCACAUCAUCCUCUGGCAUACCCAAUCCUGCUGGUCCCGCUCCAACGCAAAGAAUAUUUCGCGCUUCCGGAUGGCUUUGAUGUGAUGUCAAUGCUGAACAAUCCGAUGGCAAUGAUGAUGGUUUUCGCUUGCAUUACACUGUUCAUUCUUCCAAAGGCCAUGCAAAACAUGGAUCCCGAAAUGCUGAAGGAGAUGUCUGAGAGACACGGUCGUAUCAUGAAAAUACAAAGCGACUUACACCAGGGAGACUUCAGCGGGAUCGCUUCUGGUGUUAUGGAGGAUGUUAAUAGAGGGGCGGCAAAGACGGACGAGCGCUGCCCGCCUCCCAAGAAAGCAAACCCAGCACCCGUAUCCUCUUCGACUUCCUCCAGCAAGAAGCAAACAUCGAAACGGAGGCGAUGAGGAUACACUUGUUUUUCUGCUCGUCGGUAACCUCGUUGCAUCCACACAAAGGAUCCGCGUUUGGCUGCUAAUUCUAUUAUCCUACUGAGGAUUUUACAAACGCUGUCCUUUGGUACCCGGCCGUGUCUUUCAUGUGGUCCAGCUGAAGUCUGCAAGUUCUUCGGAUAACCUGCCUGUGGGGUUUUGAACGUGGUGUGUUUGUUUUCUGAGUAGCCUUGAAUUGCAUACAGGACACUGGCAUGCUUGAAUAUCAUAUCCCCUGUGUUCAUUUCCGACUGCUGUACUUUGGUCUCCCUUCUCCCUCAUCGGUCACGCGAAGUCCCAAAUUUUCGACAUC
Messenger RNA from Cantharellus anzutake, 1537 nucleotides. RefSeq lists its product as uncharacterized. Gene Ontology annotation, molecular function: carbohydrate binding. Bases 409 to 1200 code for a protein of 263 amino acids. The transcript has 7 exons. Gene Ontology annotation, cellular component: EMC complex. The record is from RefSeq and is a predicted model, not a curated record. NCBI's taxonomy places the organism in Eukaryota, Fungi, Basidiomycota, Agaricomycetes, Cantharellales, Hydnaceae.